This is a messenger RNA of Sarcophilus harrisii (Tasmanian devil), 2532 nucleotides long. RefSeq names its product solute carrier family 1 member 6 (gene SLC1A6). Gene Ontology annotation, cellular component: plasma membrane. Bases 210 to 1904 code for a protein of 564 amino acids. The transcript is spliced from 10 exons. Gene Ontology annotation, biological process: L-glutamate transmembrane transport. NCBI's taxonomy places the organism in Eukaryota, Metazoa, Chordata, Mammalia, Dasyuromorphia, Dasyuridae. Gene Ontology annotation, molecular function: glutamate:sodium symporter activity; L-glutamate transmembrane transporter activity; neutral L-amino acid transmembrane transporter activity. The record is from RefSeq and is a predicted model, not a curated record.
UUCUCGCAGCUCAGCCAUCUCCGGGGCAAUAAGUCCUCAUCUCUGCCAGUGCUCAGUCUUUCCCAUCUGGGUCCAUAACCAAAUCCCAAGGCUGUGAACAGCCUGCCUGGGAGGCUGCAGUACAGCUGCAUCUGGGCCGAGGCUGCCCCCCAGGGCAACCGGAGCUGGGGCUCCCUGUGUGCUUUCCCUCCAAAGCACUGUUUCUAAGGAUGAGUAGCCACGCCAAUAGCCUUUUCCUGAGGGAGAGUGUUUCCCAACGUCUCGGGAGGCAAAGUUGGCUACAAGGGUUGCAGGACUCCAUGCAACAGCGUGCUGCUCGAACCCGGUUGCAAAUCCAAACUAUGAACCGGGAGCGAUUGUUCCGAUUCCUACGAAGAAAUGCCUUCAUUCUUCUCACAGUCAGUGCUGUGAUCAUAGGGAUCAGCCUUGCCUUUGCUCUCCGCCCUUAUCAACUGACUUAUCGACAGAUUAAAUACUUCUCUUUUCCUGGAGAGCUGCUGAUGAGAAUGUUGCAAAUGUUGGUUUUGCCUCUCAUAGUCUCCAGCCUUAUCACAGGUAUGGCAUCUCUGGACAACAAGGCUUCAGGACGGAUGGGGAUGCGGGCUGCUGUUUACUACAUGGUGACAACGGUCAUUGCAGUGUUCAUUGGCAUCCUCAUGGUCACUAUCAUCCAUCCUGGGAAAGGAUCAAAGGAAGGGCUGCAUCGGGAGGGCCGUAUUGAAUCCAUCCCUACAGCUGAUGCCUUCAUGGAUCUUGUCAGGAAUAUGUUCCCACCCAAUCUUGUGGAAGCCUGCUUCAAACAGUUCAAGACCCAGUACAGCACCAGGGUGGUGACCAGGACUGUCAUGAAGAUGGAAAACAGAACAGAACUGGGUAUCUCUCCUUCACCUCUUUCUUUAAUGGACAAUGGUACUAGUGUCUUGGACAAUGUUACCCGUGCCCUUGGCACCCUACAAGAGGUAAUGAGUUUUGAGGAGACUGUGCCUGUACCUGGCUCAGCUAGUGGAAUCAAUGCUCUGGGCUUGGUGGUAUUCUCAGUCAGUUUUGGCCUGGUCACUGGCAGCAUGAAACAAAAGGGCCAUGCCCUGAAGGUAUUCUUCAACAGCCUCAACGAAGCCAUCAUGAGACUCGUUGGUGUCAUUAUCUGGUAUGCUCCUGUGGGUAUCCUCUUCCUCAUUGCUGGGAAGAUCCUAGAGAUGGAGGACACAGCUGUGGUUGGUGGACAGCUGGGCAUGUACACACUGACUGUUAUCGUGGGCUUGCUCAUCCAUGCCGGGGGUGUUCUUCCACUCCUCUACUUCCUCAUCACACACAAGAACCCCUUCCCCUUCAUCGCUGGUAUGCUGCAGGCCCUCAUCACAGCCAUGGGCACUUCUUCCAGCUCAGCAACUCUGCCCAUCACCUUCCGAUGCUUGGAGGAGAAUCUUGGUGUGGAUAGACGUAUCACCAGGUUUGUGCUGCCUGUGGGAGCAACCAUCAACAUGGAUGGCACUGCCCUCUAUGAAGCCUUGGCAGCUAUCUUCAUAGCCCAAGUCAACAAUUAUGAACUCAACUUGGGACAGAUCACGACUAUCAGCAUUACAGCCACAGCUGCCAGCAUAGGGGCUGCAGGCAUUCCCCAGGCUGGCCUUGUCACCAUGGUCAUUGUGCUUACAUCAGUGGGGCUCCCAACUGAAGACAUCACUCUCAUCAUAGCUGUGGACUGGUUCUUGGACCGCCUCCGAACUACCACUAAUGUUCUAGGGGAUUCAGUGGGUGCUGCCAUCAUUGAGCAUCUGUCUCGGAAGGAGUUGGAGCUGCAGGAUGCUGAACUAAGCCUCCCAAGCCUCGGAAAGUCUUAUCAGCUUAUCGCUCAGGAGAAGGGAGCCAAUCGAGCUCGGGGAGGCAAUGAAAGCAAUAUGUGAAUGACUGAUGGGUCCCCAGGCUAGAGCCAGAGUCAAACUGCCCAUAGCUGGAGGACUAGAAACCCAUAUCUGAGGGUUCCUGGCCCAUCUGGUUUUGAGUCCAAAGGCACCAGCUGCUCGGCCCUAUCUGGAUCCUUUAGAAGAAAAAUAAUGAAAGUUUAUACAAGGUUUCAUUUCCUGCUCAGUAUGUUGGGAGUUAACCUUCACAGCCUAGGCAUAAGGGGUGAUAUGGAUAUGAAUAAAACCCAGCUCAUCCUAGGAUUUCUUGAGGGGGGAAGGGAGGGAACAACAUAUACAAAUGUUCUCUGGGGAAGAGGGGGAAGGGAAAAGUCUGUGUUCCUGUGAUACUGGACUGUGUGUGUCGGAAGCCCUUGUGCUAGUGUUCCCAAGGAAGAAAGAGAAAGAAGAAGUGUUAGAGCAUCUCCUGGGAAGCAAGGAAGAGGAGGGAGAGGAGACUAAGUAGCAGCAGUCCCUAGUCUAGGGUUCCUUGAGAAAGAAAGGGAAAUUGAGGGGAGAGAGUGGCAUGAGAAAUGAUCUUUGUCUCUCUGCUUGAAGAUCCAGACCUUUUACUGGUACAGACUCCCCUCCCCCUAAUCUUGGUCCCAAGUAAAUCUUCCUAUCCACCUUU